Messenger RNA from Somion occarium, 573 nucleotides. Lineage: Eukaryota; Fungi; Basidiomycota; Agaricomycetes; Polyporales; Cerrenaceae. The record is from the annotation of a GenBank genome assembly.
GGACAAGUUCGUCUUGAUACCUCGACAUGUCUCAGGCCAUCGGAAACACCGCUCUUGCCUAUGCCCGUGUGUGGCACCAUGUCGACGCUUCAGACCGCGUUCUGGGUAAACUUGCGGAGCGUAUAGCUCUCGUGCUCAUGGGCAAGCACAAGCCAAUAUUUGACCCUGGUGUCGAUUGUGGUGAUUAUGUUGUCGUGAGCAACGCAAGGAAGGUCAAGGUCACCGGAAAGAAGGCCGAGCAGCUAGUGUAUAGACAUCACACCAUGUUUCCAGGUGGCUUGAAGGAGAUCUCAUAUAGGGACAUGAUGGCGAGGAAACCGGACGAGAUCAUUCGCAAGGCCGUGUCAGGAAUGUUACCCAAAAAUAAGCUACGAGAACGAAGACUGGAACGCCUGCGCAUAUUCCCGGACGAGGAUAUUGGCACAUUCCAGCAUAACAUCCUGAAACGCUUCGAGGACGGUACCCUUCGGUGACUGACCGUCUCUCAAAACUACCUAUAAUAUCUCGAGGAGUCUCUCGCUUCUUGUAAUUCUUACUUCGAAUGGAUCUCUCGUGACUUUAUUCCUGCUCGUC